This is a messenger RNA of Racocetra persica, 951 nucleotides long. NCBI's taxonomy places the organism in Eukaryota, Fungi, Glomeromycota, Glomeromycetes, Diversisporales, Gigasporaceae. The record is from the annotation of a GenBank genome assembly.
AUGAUAAACGAAAAUACUGCUGGAGAGCGAAUUAUAUUUACCUUUGAACGUUUAGGGGAAGACCAACAAUUUUUUCGAAUUUUGUUUGUAAAGCCUAUUGCUUUUUCGGAUCAGCAAGUUCAUUCCUUGUCUAUUCCUAAAGACAACUUACGGCCAAUACGAACAGGAAGAAGUUUUGAGAUAAAAUUAUGCGAUCAAAAGGAAAAUCUCGAAAAAGACCGAACAACUAAGCAAAAUGAGGAAUCAUCCACUGAAGAAGAAGAUGAUUUUGUAGUCAAAGAAAUAAUUGCUUUUACCGUUAGACAAACUUUUGAUUACCCGGAUAGUUUUAACAUUAGAUUUGCCGAAGAAAUCCAAUAUGGCAAAAGAAAAGUAAUCGCCCUGUCCAUUUUAAAAACGCCAUCCGGAGCAGAUUACCAGCAAAAAUUAUCCAUUUUCAAACACGACCAAAGAUUUCAAUUUCUCUUUCCUGUCGGAAGCAUGAAAAUCAAGGAAAAUUCCAACUUUUCAGAAACUUUCUAUUUGGAAACCACUUUCAACAACCUUCUAGAAAUCAAAAAACUUGAGAAAGAAGCACCAGCACAUUUUUCAGGACCAAGUACUAGUCAAAAAGUAAGAGCAAAUAAAGCAACCAACCCAACUUUGGCUAACCAAAAGCUCGCCCCAGAUAACAAUUGGUUCGAAUUUAUUUCUAAGUUCAAAAUUUUAGAAUUAACUCAGUUUAUGUUUGCUAAAGAAACCUUAGACAGCAAUGAUCCAGCCGCUAGAUUUAGUUUCCCGGUUCUACUUAGUGAAUUAACCGGAUUUAAUGAUACUUUACGAGGAAAUCCUAAUCAUGGUUACAUUAAACCUCUGGUUGGGGAUUUAUUGCAACAGUUACACCAAAAUAAUAAGGUUGAUUUAGAAAAAUACUUGAUUUUACAGGAUGAAAUUAAACAGCCUAAUACUUGA